AUGGGCAAGGGCUUGAUCAAUUACUUAUCAAGCUUGACAGUUCACGUUCAAACCCGCCAGAUCUUGCGCCGAGUAACCACCGGCAAAGCACCUCACGAAACAGGCUCGCCCAGCAUGGAUGACGAGGAGAGCCCCCUCUUGGGCCAUAGGAUCGCUAAUGGCGGCUCCGAAGCCAACUUUUGGAAACACCUUCUUCUUGAUCGCACCAGCAGCCCUGGAACCAAGAGUCCCAACGCUCUGGUCCGGCUGCCGGCGCAUUUCUUCAAUGUCUUCAAGAUCACAUUGCUCAGCUCUUGGAUAAACGUUCUCCUUAUUUUUGUUCCCUUUGGGCUCAUCGCCGGCACGUACGAGUGGAACCCAACAUUGGUCUUCACCCUCAACUUCUUCGCCAUCAUCCCCCUCGCCGCCAUCCUCUCCUUUGCGACGGAGGAGAUUGCUGCUCGGCUUGGCGAGACUCUCGGUGGCUUGGUCAACGCCACGUUGGGCAAUGCCGUCGAACUUAUUGUCAGUAUCGUGGCCUUGAGGGCCAACCAGGUGGAAAUCGUCCAGGCCUCCAUGCUGGGCUCAAUCCUCUCGAACCUCUUGCUUGUCCUGGGCAUGUGCUUCUUCCUCGGGGGCCUCACCAACAUGCGCGACGCCGACGGAAACGCGAUUGAGCAGAGCUUCUCUGCGGGCACGGCCCAGACGACAUGCUCUCUCAUGACGCUUGCAUCGGCAACCAUGAUUCUGCCGGCCGCUCUGUACGGCGUCCUGGACAGCGGCUCGGACAAGGAGGAGGUGGCCCUGCUUCUUUCUCGCUGCUCGUCGGUCGUUUUGCUCUUUCUCUACGUCAUGUACCUGAUCUUCUCUCUCCGUUCACAUAAGCGCCUGUUCGAGUCCGAGGCUGGACCCAACGCUGGAGAGGAGGAGGAGCACGACCCGCUCCUUGGCCCCUGGUCGGCUGGUAUCGUGCUGUUGCUCACCACCCUGGUCAUCAGCUUUUGCGCCGACCACAUGGUCAACAGCAUCGACGCCGUGGCCGAAAGCGGUGCCCUCAACAAGACCUUUAUCGGCUUGAUUCUCAUCCCGAUUGUCGGCAACGCGGCGGAGCAUGUUACUGCCUGUGUGGUGGCUGUGAAGAACAAGAUGGAUCUGGCCAUGGGUGUUGCGAUUGGGUCUAGCAUCCAGAUUUCGCUGCUGGUGACUCCGUCGUUGGUUCUGCUGGGCUGGGCGAUAGGUGUGCCCAUGACACUCAGAUUCGAGACAUUCCAGACGGUGGCUUUUGCUGUGUCGGUGCUCGUGGUGACAUACACGGUGCAGGACGGCAAGUCAAACUACCUGGAGGGAGCCAUGUUGCUGGGGCUUUACAUGAUUAUUGCCUUGGCUUUCUGGGCGAGUGGGUAA
This is a messenger RNA of Podospora anserina S mat+, 1383 nucleotides long. RefSeq lists its product as uncharacterized. The record is from RefSeq and is a predicted model, not a curated record. Gene Ontology annotation, biological process: intracellular calcium ion homeostasis; calcium ion transmembrane transport. Gene Ontology annotation, cellular component: fungal-type vacuole membrane. Bases 1 to 1383 code for a protein of 460 amino acids. Lineage: Eukaryota; Fungi; Ascomycota; Sordariomycetes; Sordariales; Podosporaceae. The transcript is spliced from 3 exons. Gene Ontology annotation, molecular function: calcium:proton antiporter activity.